CGUUUCCAAAAUCAGCUGCUGGAAUCCGCAACUGGUGUUGCAGUACAGCAGCAACAACAACAGCAGCAUCAGCAGCAGCAACAACAACAGCAACUAGUGUCAGUUUCGCUUGCGCUUACGCCUAACAGCCACAGUCAGCAAUCCAUGUUCACAUCACCAAUUGUAGCCCAAUCUAAUCCGGCUGUCGGUACACAGUCCAUCAACGGUACUCUCAACGUCAACGCAGCCAACAACAAUCACAGCCUCGGACAGACGCAAAACAGUCUCACCGGGAACAACGUAAAAAUGGAUAACUCUAUGGGACAGAUGACCCCGAUGGCCCCACUGGCGCUCUCCCAGAGCAUGGAUUCGGUGAACACGGCCAGCAACGAAGAAGAGGUCCGCACCUUAUUCGUCAGUGGACUACCAAUGGACGCUAAGCCCCGGGAACUGUACCUUCUGUUCAGAGCCUACGAGGGCUACGAAGGAUCACUACUGAAGGUUACCAGCAAAAAUGGCAAGACAGCAUCGCCGGUAGGCUUUGUCACGUUCAGCACCCGCUCCGGUGCAGAGGCAGCGAAACAGGAUCUGCAGCAAGGUGUACGCUUCGAUCCUGAUAUGCCCCAAACAAUACGCUUGGAAUUCGCCAAGAGUAACACUAAAGUGAGCAAACCAAAACCACAACCUAAUACAGCGGCCACAGCUGCACAUCCUGCAUUGAUGCACCCACUUACUGCUGGACACCUAGGUACUCCGUUUUUUCCUGGGGGCCACGAGCUAUGGCAUCAUCCGUUAGCGUUCUCAGCAGCAGCCGGUGAGCUACCAAGUGCAGCAGCCCUGCAGCAUGCGACCCUCGUCCAUCCGGCACUGCAUCCUCAGGUUCCGCAACAAAUGCAAAUGCAACAUCCAUCAGCAAUACAUCCAGCGUCGAUGCAUGUCUCAGCCGGACUGCCAGCGAAUCAUUUUUUACCAAGCCCGGCCUUGGCGAGUCCGGUUGGCAGUACCGGUGGCAGCCAGCCGCCUAAUCCGCCCCUGGCCGCCAAUGCUCCCUGUUCAACACUGUUCGUUGCUAACCUGGGACAGUUUGUCUCCGAGCAUGAGCUGAAAGAAAUAUUUGCUAGUCUGCCUGGCUUUAGUCGCCUUCGUAUGCACAGUAAGGGCACCUCAGCCGCUGCUACUACUGCUAGUACUACUUCUGCUACCAUCACUACCACUUUCAAUACUAACGCCGCUGUCCAAGGUAGCAACUAUAUCAACCAUCUCAACAACAACAACAACAACAAUGUCAACUGCUGCAACAAUAACAACUACAACAACAGCAGUCCUACCCAAGUUCCGGUUGCGUUCGUCGAAUUCAAGAAUGUGGCUAGUGCUGCUGCUGCUAUGAGUGCCCUCCAGGGCAAGUAUCUGCUCUCGUCGGAUCGUGGUGCCAUGCGGAUCGAGUUCGCCAAGUCCAAAAUGGCAGCCGAUCUUCCGGCCCAUCACAUGUACCACGUUCAUAUGCAGCAAAGAGAAGGGAGCGGGUAUGGAGCCAAGAAUGGAUCAUCAUACGGGGAAGAAGAGUGAACGAAACGAGCUCAACACAUAUUUGAUGGCAACAACAUGACCCCAUCAGCAGCAGCAACAACAACAACAGCCGCAACAGCAUCAAAAUCACCAUCUACAAGCGACGAACUCCUUCGUCGAUAUCUCCUACGCGAACGGAACAUGUGGAAAUGGACUUGGACGCUACAGCAGUGGAAGUUUGACCAGCAGCAACAUCAACAACAACAACAAUAGCCUCAAUCAAGGUUACACAUACAGCAGCAACAUUCACAACAACAAUGGACUCUACGCUUACUCGGUUCCACAGCCGAGGGCGUAAGCUGCUACCAUAGUCAGUAGUUGUAAAACACAACUUUUGUCUUUUGUUUUCUAACCCAACCUAAACGUCAGUUGUGUCGAAGAACUUGUGAUACCAAUUGAGAUGGUCGGGAAUAAGCUCCCGCUUGUUUGAAACUCGUUUAAUUGAGCAUGAAUGAAACCAAAAAGUGCCCUAAUAAGUUUAUACAAACUACUUACUACCUUAUAACCUUAAUUUGUUUAUUUUGUUAUCUGUUAACUAAUCUAAAUCUUUCUGUUACUAACCAUUAAAAAAAGCAUUAUGAAUAAUGAAGAAAUGUUUGGAAAAGGUGCAGAUUUGUGAUUAGGGUUUCAAACGAAAAAAUUUGCUUUAGAUUAAUACGAAACAAAGGCAAAAAAUCAGCGGCGAUAUAUACAACUACAACAACAACUAUUAGGCGAAAAGCAAUAAAUAUACUGUAAAUGAAAAUAUCCAUGCAUAUCAAAGAUUUUUACAUCUGCUCUGAAAAGAUUGUAAGUUUGUAAAACUGCUAGUAGAUAAGUCAAAUGUAGGGCGAAACCAACGUCCGUUUCCAGCGAAUUAGUUUGCUGUAGGGGAUUUUUAUUAAAUUUGUUUUCUAUUAUUCUUAUUAUUAAACAUUACAUGCGGCAUUAUCUGAAGCUAAUAGCAGAAUAGGAUUAAGCAGCAGCUUAGGCAACAUAGUGAACGUAAGACAUAUUUUAGACAAAAUUACUUACCAAAACUAUUCUAUAUCACACUAGCGUUACAACUAUAAAGUAAUCGUUCAGCUACAGGAUCACAGUCGAACCGACUGGUCGGGAAGUGGACUACUGUUGGACUAGCUAGAACCAUAAAAAACAGCAUUGGGAACAUCGAGAUAAAAGGACACGGUCAUCUUUUGCACAGUUACCGUCAAUUAGAUUAUUACAUAGGACACCAAAGAAUUUUACAAGUUCCUACCAGACAACCGAAAAGAACUACCGAAACGAUCGAAAUAAGGAGCUCAACCAAGAACGCAACAAAGAAGCUACGACAUACCAAAGCAAUCAGCAAUCGAAAGCAUCCGUCAUUAAUUAAUGGAAUGGGAAAAAAAACUAUACCACAGCACAGUAGCUCAUUUUCCGACCGGUUUGGUUCUUCGGUUGAUCGUACGAAAAAUUCCAGAAGGUGACACUUUCGUCGGGGAAAGAAAUUUAGCGUUCGUAAACAUAGCAAUAAGUAGUAAAACUAUUUUCUGUGUUUGAUUUAGUGAGUGAACCUAGCGUGUAAGCAUCACUGAAAGUGCAGAAUCCUUCGACAAAUGCAGUGACACAAAUGGAAAAGGCUAUGCUGACAAAGCUUUUAGAAAAGCAGAAGAGAAAGUAUGAGAAAAUUGCGAGCAAGAUCAGAGUGAGCGACUCGGUCACGGGGAAAAUUGUUGAGCGUAAAAAGCGAAUAAUCAUUCCGUCCAAUACAGUGUGUAGUUAAAUCGGAUGAGUAUGGAUCUGUUUUCAAGACGACAAUCUGUAUCUUGAUCCGGCCCUGCAGGAGUACGGAUACAGCCGGACCGGAACGAGGACUGGCGCCAGUAUCGGAAAGGUACGAAUCCAGUUCGCUGUGAACCGGCUUCUGCUUGGGAGCUAAAUGAAUACAUAUCAACUUUUGGGUUAAACUUUAGAUUUAAGGACAUACAACUUAGUGACGUUAAGAAUUAGUGUGUAGGCUAUCAUUAUAAUCGUCUAAUUGCUAGUGUGACUUACUGUGCGUCGAGCUGUGACAACUAUAAAGUCCUUGCCGCCCGAGAAAAAAGGACAGAGAAAACAAAAUCGAGGGCUCAGUGAAGCUGUAAAAUCUAGGACAAGAAAUGGCAGUUUAUGUCUAAUUUUCAAAACAGAAAAUAUCGAUCAAUGGGCAUUUUUGACGUCAGCGACUGUUUCUCAAACGAACCACCGGUUCCACAGGGAUGAAAUCGUUGGUCAGCUACUGUUACGCCUUGUCUUAGAAGUUAAAGAUAAGGUUCUAAUUCUUCGCUUCGGUUCUCGGUUCAGGCUGAGAAUUCUGUUCUGGAAUUAAUAGUAGAACACCUAGCCCAAUUGAACAUUAUUGUAAUGAUGAUUAAUGUGAUAAUAGAUUCAUCAGAGGAAGAAAAUCAAUUUGAACCGCCGCAGAAAAAAAACCAACAAACACAAGCUUGUAGUGCUAGAAUGUUGCGCAUCCAAGUAGACGCCAGCAGGGAACGCUCAAGCUUGACCCAAAAAAAAGUCUAUAUACUUUAUCGAUUGAAACAGGAUCGAUUUUAUUAACAUAUUUAAACACAAACGUAUUUUCACUUGUUUAUAUGAACACACGGCUAAGUGAUUGUAGGUGUAACGUUUAUUAACCAAAUAAUAUUGUUUCAUGCAAAUGAAUAUUAACAAUUUUGUAUCUAAAUGGCAUAAUUUUAAGGUUGAACCAAACAGGCGAUUUUUUUUUUGAAUAACUUUUUAAUAAACUUUAGUGAAUGUCGGAUUGCUAAUCAAACUUCAAAUGCCUUCUAGCUUUAUUUUAACACUUGUUGACUAAUAACGCUUACCUUCGCGUAGCUAAGUUGUCUGUCUACACUCCUUUGGGUUUAGUUCAUUGGAAGAAGAGAAGAAGAAAAAAAUAAACGAGGAAAACCAUUAAACGGAAACGAACAUGAUUCACAAGAUACAAGAAAAACUAGACUAAUUAACGAUAUAAAAGAAUAUUCAAUGAAUGAAAAAGUGUUACGAUAAAUCAACAAUUCAAACAUAUCAAUUUCGUGCCCGAUCAUAUUGAAGAGAAAUUUAUUGAUGAAAUGUAAGCAUAUAUUAGCAGUAGUUGACGAGAAAUAAUAUAUUAACUAUACAUCUAUUACAAUUAUGAAAAAAAAAACAAAAAUAUCACUAAAGGUAACAAAAUAAUUUAAACAAACAAUAUGCUGAUGAAAUGUGAAAUUGUGAAGCAAAAAAUAAUAUUGAUGUAACUGUUCAAACAAUGUUGUAAGAACUACUGGAAAAAAAUACGCGAAUGUACUACUUUUUAACUAUCGCUUUACUUUCACCUGGCAGGACUUAGAAGUGAGGAUAAUCAAGAACUAGCGAGCCCGGCAUCAAUAAGAAGAGAUUCAAUAUUUCCUGGCUAGGAUUCGAACUCGAUGGGCAGAAAUUUACUGCACUAAAAUUCCAAAUAAAGAGCAUCUUUGAAUCGACUACCGAAAUUAGUGAUUUUGACAAUCAAAGCAAGCAUCUUUUACAACGCUGAUGCCAACUAGAUCCACCCGAGCUGGCUUUGGCAUCGGUUACAAAAGGUACACUUUCUGCAACUUAAGCAGUGUUAGCAAUGUAGAAAACAAAAGUUCUCGUUUGAUUAUCCCAACCUUUCGGUCCUGCUGUCAUUAUUUCUCCCUCCCAACUGUCCAAUUUGAUGAUAAUAAGAAAUUAACCAAAGAUAUGUAUUUUAUUAUUUAGAUUAUUUAUUUAUUUUCACGCCAACACUAAUUUAUUGUUUUAUGCUUUAUCCUUGAUAAACAAAUGAUCUUUAGUAGUAAUAUAUAAAUAUAUUUUCUAGGAUUAGAGUAACACAACUAAAGUACAUUACAAUUAUUAAGCAUAACAGUGAAUUAUAUUUAGCUCUAGCUUAUGUAGUACAAUGGAGUGUAAUAUCUAGAGAAACAAAAUAAUAGAAAGAUGUUAAUUAAACGAAUAAAUAACGUCAACAAUAUUUGGACAACUUCAGAAACCCCAAGAUUUUUGGAUAGUAAUAUGUGGAAAUUGAAGCAACAUGAGUUGCUGGAAUAACAAUAACCACCAGAAAACAAAAAAAAAACUGAAUUAAAAUGCAGUUUUCACUCUCCUGCAUCCAUUGAAGCCCAUUCCUAGUUGACUAAAUGCAAACAAUGUCAAAGAGAGAAGAACGGAGGUAUGCUAACUUACGGCAAAUACAAGCAAUUUAAAUCUACGCUAUCUCACUUGUUUUGUUUGUACACGUAACAGAUUCGAUAUAACUAUAACAAGAAGCAUAAUGUCAUUACAACAUCGCAAACAGCAACAACAAAACCUAACAAAAUAUCCUUAUUAUGGUAACUGUUAUCCAUUUAUAGAGAAAAGGAAAAAAAACGAAAACAUAAAAUGACAAUUCUACCAAAAACGCCUUCAGCGACAUUUACAAACUCGUAGCUGAGACUUUUACCUAGUCAAAUAUUUUUUUAUGAACUAAACAAUAAAGAAAAAAAUCAACAAUUCUGGCGACUUGGUUCGCGUUCUGUGACUUUAAAACAAGCACAUCUUUCAAACGCUUCUCAGCUAAUGCUUUUCGACUGCUUUGUUGUCCCCGGUGCAGAGAAAACUGCACCGGGAACUGAAAAAAAAAUGCAACUCGCAACACUUCUAUAGUUUCAAUCACGCGCUGCCCAUAGCCAACUUCCACCAUUGCACACACCAACACACAUACAAAACCACUCGCAUGCACGUGCACACCAAAGCGAGAAACAUGUUUCAAAGCUAAACAGAAUUGAUCCGAGGCAAGUCGACGCAGACUUAUUUGCUUAUUUGUUUCGUCUUGUAAAGAAUUAUCGAAUAUUGCACAUACCAUCACGUUAUUGCAUUGAAGGUGAGCACGAUAGCACACAAACACACAAAUUGACAAAAUGGCACACGUUUAGUGACACGAUAAUGGAGGUUACAUCGUUCGGUUUGAUAACACACCAACACACCCAGAACUUCGGUUUGUCCUGAUGGUGCACAAUUUUCUUGUUUGAAUCCUCCAUCCCCUGGAAUUCACCCACACCACUGUUCACUUGUUUGUUUGUUUGUUAUUUUUUUCGAUUAUUUUUUUCAAUAUUUUCAAUUAAUUUAAACACAUUGUUGUUGAAAAUUGAGAUGAUUUCGAUAAUAAUUUUAAUUGUACGAUAUAUGAACGAGAGAAAAUUUUUGACAAAUAUUUUUAUCUAUUCUUAAAAAGUGAUAAAGUAUAUUAAAGAAAACAAGGAAGAAAUGGAAAUAAUAUUGAAACUUUUUAUGGGAAUCUUAUAUAUUAUUGUAAUAGAUCUAGAGCAACAAGUGGUUACAACAGCAAAAGAUUGAAGCAAGUAAUAAGCUAAAAUUAAGUAAAUCAUAAGCGAACAAACAGCAGAAAAAGACGCUGGCAGGAAUCUCAAUCUACAGCUGAAUGAGAAGAGAGAUACUUUCAUGAUGAAUGUGAUUAAAGUUUUUCCUUUUAAGCUAGAAGUUGUUCCAAAGAUAUUUUCCCUUUUUACGUUUAGCAGUUUUAAAGACACGUGUUUUUCCUUUGGAUUUUCGCGAUAAGUUUUAUGGCGUUCCGGCCGGUCGGGUGCUGGUUUGAGGUGAGUCAAUGGUUUCAAGCAAGAAGUACGAUUGUCCUUCUCACUCUAUCCUGAACAUGUUUUCUACCAUUUAAUGAAUAUACGAUAUCGAGCUUUCCGGAACUUUCUAACCUCUUCACUUUUCGCGCGCGAACUCUCACUCACGGCCCUGGCCGCCGGCACUGGAACGUCGCAUCACUUAAUUAUUGUGCACUGUUAUAAUUUUAAUAGAAGAAAAACUCCUAAUCGAAACUACUGUUCUGAAUUGUUAGCUUUCAGUUACUGAAUUUUUCUCACACUGUCUGAACACCACCAAUUUUCCGUUUCACUUGGUUCAAUGUUUUCUCAAGCACUGUUCUGUUGUUUUUUCGUCUCUACAGUGACUAACUCAACAUUUUACUUUUCGUAACAUCUGCUUAUCAGUUCCAUUCAUUUUGUGCGUUUUGUUGAAUUUUGUUUUGGUUGAUUGUUUUUGUUCUCAGAAGACAUACAAUUCAGAACAGGAAUGGCCUUAAAUACAAUUUUUAAAUGAAAUAUAAGAGUAAUAAGUAAUUAAAAUAAAAGAAAUGGAUAUUUAAAAUUGAUUUUUAAAGGUUUUUAACAAGAAAAAUUCAAUUAAAAUACAUAACGAAAAAUCACUUUAAAACCUAAACAAGAAGAAAGCAGAACACAUAUGAGGUAAACAUUCUACAACUGAAAUAGCCGUAACAGUUCACGAAUAUGGAUCAACGCGAAAGUUUAGCAAUUAACCGUAAGGAAACAGAAACAUAAUAUUACAUUCAAAUCCAAAACGCCCCACAUCCCAGACCUGAAUGUUUAAUUUUCUAAAUUUAGCAAAACAACACAGAUGGCAUUGAGUCGUGAAAAAAAAAUGAAUAGCAGUAAACAGCGCAAAGCAACAUCCAUUCCAAAGUUCAGUCUCAGUGACAUUAGAGAAGAAAAAAAAAACAUUAUGAAAAACAUUGCGAGAAGCAAAUAAUAAAACACCUCAACGAACAGAGUAAACUCUACCUGAAUGUCGUUACACAAACGUAAGAUCCGCGGACUAGAACAAUACUUGCAACGUUACGAAAAAAAAUACAGAAAUGUCUAUUCUAGCUCCAAACAAAAUUAAAUGCAGAAAAAUAACAACAACCCAAAAAAAGGCAAAGAGACGAAACAAAACGAGAAAGAUAACAAAAAAUGAAUGAAAACUGUACUAACUAUCAAAUGCUAGAUAUAAUUAACAUUGUAUAGGGUCCAAAGGUGGGAAAGUAAUGAAUUAAAUUACAAAUAAAUUAAAUAUGUAAUAACAUAA
Messenger RNA from Malaya genurostris, 8421 nucleotides. RefSeq lists its product as uncharacterized. NCBI's taxonomy places the organism in Eukaryota, Metazoa, Arthropoda, Insecta, Diptera, Culicidae. Gene Ontology annotation, molecular function: mRNA binding. The record is from RefSeq and is a predicted model, not a curated record. Bases 145 to 1545 code for a protein of 466 amino acids. The transcript has 8 exons.